Molecule: messenger RNA, 659 nt
Organism: Ipomoea triloba (trilobed morning glory)
Lineage: Eukaryota; Viridiplantae; Streptophyta; Magnoliopsida; Solanales; Convolvulaceae
Product: auxin-responsive protein SAUR78-like
Exons: 1
Coding region: 73-480 (135 amino acids)
Biological process (GO): response to auxin
Source: RefSeq, a predicted model, not a curated record
CCCACUGUUGAAGCUAAAAACCUUAAACUCCUCGCUUUCUCUCUCAUCUCAUCUCCAACUACUUAUUAUAGCAUGGGCAAGGGAGAGAUGAAGCUUACAAAGCUCAAGUCGGUGAUAAAGAAAAUGAAGUCAUUCAAACUCGGAGGCCGCUCCAAUGCCGCCGGCAACUCCUCUUCUUCUUCUUCUUCUUCCGACGACGAGUCCAGUAAUUACUACGCUUACAAUUCCUCCGACGACAAGAACAACCUCCACCCCGUCUACGUGGGCAAGUCCCGCCGCCGCUACCUCGUCGGCCCCGACGUCGUCGACCACCCCGUUUUCCAGGAACUCGUCGAACGGUCGUCGUCCGGCAACUCCGAGGACUCCAUCACCGUCGGAUGCGAAGUAGUGCUGUUCGAUCACUUUCUGUGGAUGCUCGAGAACGGUGAUCCCCAGCCGCCGGAGUGCCUUGAUGAGCUUGCCGGUUUUUACGCUAACUAAUUCAUUUAUAACGCCCAGUAACGGAAAAAUAACCGUUCUUGUCGGAUAAUAUGACUGUGUGGACUUCUCCAUUGCCCUUAUGGUAUAUAUACAUAUAUUGGGUUUAUCGAGGCAAACCCCACUCCUCUUCCGAGUAUGUGAGUAAACCCUCGCCCUGUGAUCCUAGCCGGCAAAGGACC